Messenger RNA from Cyprinus carpio (common carp), 2222 nucleotides. RefSeq lists its product as uncharacterized. NCBI's taxonomy places the organism in Eukaryota, Metazoa, Chordata, Actinopteri, Cypriniformes, Cyprinidae. The record is from RefSeq and is a predicted model, not a curated record. The transcript has 8 exons. Gene Ontology annotation, biological process: positive regulation of acrosome reaction; egg coat formation; binding of sperm to zona pellucida. Gene Ontology annotation, cellular component: extracellular matrix. Gene Ontology annotation, molecular function: acrosin binding. Bases 147 to 2096 code for a protein of 649 amino acids.
CCCCUUCGUCCAGGCUGCAGUCUGGAUACUAAUCACGUCUAACCCCCGACCGAACCUUUCUCAAAAGGCCUUUUUGAUUGUGUGGUUUCCACCUGGAGUAAAACGAUACGUAAAGCAUAAUAAAAGCUUACUAGUAGAUUACUGAUAUGAAAGUGAACAGCAUAGCUCGCGUAGUUCUAUGUUUGAUUCUUGGCAUUUUCUCCAGCCCAACACUGUUAAAUAGUGUCUCAGCUUCAUCUUUAUUAGAUAAAAGAGCAGAUCGCCAAAGAACAGCCCGCGAGAAACACUCUGGGAAACUUCUAGUGCGCGAUCCGUUCCCAAACACGCCAGACAUUACGCGCCGGAGGCCGGUGCCUGUCCUGCGGAUCCGUGGCCGAACACCUGCGAGAGUCCCACCUGGCGAGCAUUACCUGCCCAGAUACAGCCGGCUCCCGGAAGUGUCGGUGACUUGUUCACGCUCAGGAUUCGUUUUAAGGGUAAAAAAGAAUUUCUAUGGUUUCUCAGCCAUCGCAGAGGAGCUGACGCUCGGAGAAACCUGCAAAAGUAACGGGGUCCUUGUGCCUCAUAAUGACCUGCUCUUCACAUACGCGCUCACCGACUGUCAGGGAGAACAACAGGUGUUUCCUGAUUACGUUGCCUACAAAUAUGUCCUGCAUUACGUGCCACUAUCACACCGAAACUCACUUCAUUAUCACAGAGUCAACGUUGGCUUGGAGUGUCGCUAUAAAAGGGAGCAUCAUGUGCACAGUCUGGUGGUGAGUCCCACAUCUCGGACCCUAUUACACAAACUUAUCAGGAGCAGAUCUGGUGACUUUUGGAUUCAGCUGAUGGACGGUAAGACCACAGGCUCCUGGUCUUCUCCAGUCAGGUCAGCUGUGUACCUUCUGGGUCAGCAGGUGAAUGUGCAGGUCUCCACGCGACAUCAUUACCAAGGGGUCAAGCUUUUUAUCAACAGCUGUUAUGCAGCUACAGUCAACACUUUGAGUCAAGCAACCAAACACAGCAUCAUAGACAAUUAUGGGUGUUUACGGGAAAGCCGGAUAAAUCCAGGUGCUUCAAGAUUCAGGUUCUCCAGGGCAGACAAUGUAGUUCAGUUCUCUUUUGGUGCUUUCCAGUUCAUUGAAGCGCCAGAUGCCCAGAUUGCAGUCCAUUGUGAGCUCUCCGUUUCUGGUGGUGGACCUAGUCCAAUGCAGAAGUCUUGUUUUUACAGCCACAACGAUAAAAGGUGGGUCUCUGUGUUUGGUCAAGAUUCUAUUUGUGACUGCUGUGAUUCAGUCUGCAACCAGACCAAAACCAAAAGAAUAGCACAUGAAGGGUUUGUAAGCAGUGAUCAAGUGCUCUUCUCUGACCAUUUGACUUCUCCUUUCUCAACUUUGCCUUCCUCAACUCUGGAAUCAAUUCCCAUUGCUCAUAGAAGUGAGGAUGUUAUCUGGUUUGAAGCCAAACUGGACAAAGAGUCCCAGAGGUCCUACACCCACAAAGACUUGGUUGCCUCUGUUUCCCUGAUAUCUACUGAGGAGGACCAUGAUAAAAGACAGCACACAUCUAACACCAGCACAGUGGAGUUUACAGAGGAGGAAAGGAAAGAGAUUGAGGAAGAGAAACAUGGGGAUGUGGAGAUUAUUAUAGCAAUCAGUAAGAAUAUUGUAGGAUCUGAAAGGCCAGAUUUAGACCCUAUGAAACUGCAUGACAUUGCAUCCUUGGAUUGGUCUGAAGACAGGAAAAUGCAAAACCUGACAAAGGGUUCAGAUUACUCACAGAAGAAAGGUCAGAGAGUGGAACAAGUUCCUCAGGAUCACAAAGGUUCCACAAAGACUUCAGUUAUGGCCAGUGAAACCAUGGAGGAAAAUCCUAAUAUGGAUUUAUCAACAAUGGGAGACAUUGGGCAACUAGGUGUGUUUCUGCCAUCAUUCCUCUCAGAGGAAAAGAAUUCUUCUGAAAAUAAAAAUGAAGGGUUGGGCUUCCUGCUAAUUUCACCUUUUGAAGAAAAAACAGAGGUUCAACUUGGAUCUGAUGAGUUGAUAGAGCAAGGCGUUGUAAGAAAACUAGACCUUGCACAUGACUCGGAUGAUGAUUAUUUUUCAGAUGGAAUUUAAUUUUUUUUUACAAAGAAACCAAAGAUUCAUGCAUUGCUUAAUAAUUAAAACUGGUAUUGCAGGAAAUUUGUUUUCUUGAUUGAUAAUCCAUGUAUUGAGAGAUAUUAAAUUACUUUUGUUACAUGG